AUGGGGCCUCUCAUCAUGGGCCGCGUCGGCGUCUCGAAGUCGCAGAAGCUGCUGAUCCUGCUGCCCGUGCUGCCCGUGGCCCUGGCGAGCUUCGCGGCCUCGUUCUGGCUCUCCCGCCGCCUCGGGGAGGUGAGGGUCCUGAAGCUGGGGCUCCUCGCCGCGACGCUUUUCGCGCUGGCGGUGGUGUUCUGCCACGAGGUGUGGCAGCUGAUUGUCGUGUUCUGCCUCUUCCUCGCGCCUUCGUUCGUGUCCUUCGUGGCCACGGUGCGGAUCAAGAGCGCGCUAGUGGCAUUGGACGAGCAAGGGACGGUUCAGGGUCUGACGACGGGCGUGGGCAAGGGCGCCGCGGUGGCCGGCAUCAUGUUCUUCGGCUGGCUGCUGCACGCCUCGACCGAGGGCGGCAAGGACCUGGAGGGGGGCAUGUUCCCGCCGUUUUUCGCCAUGGCCGGGGUGGAGGGCCUGGCCCUGCUGCUGGCGAGCACCUUGCCGCUUCUGGUGCCGUCGUGCGACGGCGUGAAGGGGACGCCCAGCCAGGAGAAGCUCGUGAGGUCCGAGACCUCGGAGCUCUCAGAGUCGUCGGGCUCCACCACCUGCAUCCACAUCUACACCUACAGCUACAUCUACAUGUACACAUGCAUCUACAUCUACAUCUGCAUCUACAACUACACUCACAUCUACAUCUAUUUCUACACCUACAUCUACACCUACAUGUACAUCUACAUUUACAUCUACACCUACAUCCACAUCUACACCUACACCUACAUCUGCGCCGGCGACGGCUUCGAUGCCACCGACCUCCUGCGACACCUGCAGGAGAAAGAAGGCUACGAAAUCCUCGACAUUUUCGAGUGUACAAAGGGUGCGAGGUUUCCAGUGGCCAGGCGGCUUUGGCUGGAGAACGCUGAGGACCACACCAGCGCGGAGGCGGGCGCGGCAGGCGAGGCUGGCGCCCCCGCGGGCGGGCAGGGGAGCCCCCGGGCCGCCCCCGAGGAGGCGCAGGGCGCGGAGGGCGCGGCGGAGGCGCAGUCGGCCCAAGCAUGCGUUCAGGUCAGCGUGGAGCCCUGGACGGUGCUCAGCUCGCCGCCGGCGCCGCCGGCCCCGCUGCGGCAGCCUGCGGCGGGCAAGGCGAAGGGCAAGGGGGCUCCGCCUGCGCCGAAGGGCAAGGCGGCAGCCGUGGCUCCGCCCCCCCCGGGCAAGCGCGGCGGGAAGGGCGUAUCUGGCCCGGGCAGGCCGCCAGCGCCGAAGGCGAAGGGUGGGUCCGCGGUGGCUUCCGUGAAGGUGUCCCAUACGCAGCCACCUUUCGGCAAGAAGCUGCAUUGGAGGCUGCUGCCCGCCGAGGCCGUGGGCGACACCAUCUUCGAGGAGCUGCACCCCUGGGGCGAGGUCGUGCCCCCGCUGGACACGCGGCAGCUCCAGCGCCUCCUCGCGCCGCCGCCCGCGCCCUCCGCGCUGGGCGCGCGAGCCCCCGAGGCAGAACCGACUUCGAAGCUCGUCAUGUGCGUGAACUUGUACUGGGUCCUGAUAGUUGGCACCACGGCUGUCGCGGUGAGCUACUGCAACAGUGCGCUUGUGGCCCUGGGCCUCUCAGCAGGUUGCCAGUUCUGUGCCUCGGCUUUCGUGGCCACAGAAAUGAUGUGGUGGCUUCCAAACGUCGGCGUGAACUGGGUUUUCGGUGCCGAGGCCUUGCAGCCUUUCCGGCACGCCCACAAGGGGGGCAUGGGAGGGGCGCCCACGAGUGUGCGAGCGUCGCUUUGGCAGAUGCCAUAUCAACUGACAGCCAUGCGGCAGGCCCGGGUCUCCCGGGUGCGAGGCUAUUGGCUGGACCCUCUGAUAUACGCUAUCACGUAUGCUUGCAGCGCCAGGCGGGGCGCAGUCGCCACGAAUCUUGCUGUUGGUUUCUGGCCGUCCGACUCGCUGGAGCUUUGCUCGACGGCGCUGACCUUUGUCGGCAUGCUCCUGUAUUUCGACUUCAUGUCGUUCCUGCUGCACUGGGCGAUGCACACCAGAGUGUUGUACAGGAGGUACCACAAGGAGCACCAUGACGUCCGUCAUCUGUCCCCCUGGGCCAACGACAUCGAGUCUGACGCGGAAGGGCUGCUGAACGUGUUCAUGUGCAAGGCGACCACGGUGAUUCUGGCUGCCUGGCUAGGCCUCUUGCAGGAGCGACCUUGGUUGAUCGUGGCGUUCUAUGCGUUCACGAAAUGGUACGGGGUCAUGGAGCAUCUCAACAUGACUCUGCCUCCCUUGCAUAUUCUCGUACGUUGGAAGCAGGCAGAACCGACUUCGAAUCUCGUCAUGUGCGUGAACUUGUACUGGGUCCUGAUAGUUGGCACCACGGCUGUCGCGGUGAGCUACUGCAACAGUGCGCUUGUGGCCCUGGCUGUUGGUUUCUGGCCGUCCGACUCGCUGGAGCUUUGCUCGACGGCGCUGACCUUUGUCGGCAUGCUCCUGUAUUUCGACUUCAUGUCGUUCCUGCUGCACUGGGCGAUGCACACCAGAGUGUUGUACAGGAGGUACCACAAGGAGCACCAUGAUGUCCGUCAUCUGUCUCCCUGGGCCAACGACAUCGAGUCUGACGCGGAAGGGCUGCUGAACGUGUUCAUGUGCAAGGCGACCACGGUGAUUCUCGCUGCCUGGCUAGGCCUCUUGCAGGAGCGACCUUGGUUGAUCGUGGCGUUCUAUGCGUUCACGAAAUGGUACGGGGUCAUGGAGCAUCUCAACAUGACUCUGCCUCCCUUGCAUAUUCUCCUACGUUGGAAGCAGGCAGAACCGACUUCGAAGCUCGUCAUGUGCGUGAACUUGUACUGGGUCCUGAUAGUUGGCACCACGGCUGUCGCGGUGAGCUACUGCAACAGUGCGCUUGUGGCCCUGGGCCUCUCAGCAGGUUGCCAGUUCUGUGCCUCGGCUUUCGUGGCCACAGAAAUGAUGUGGUGGCUUCCAAACGUCGGCGUGAACUGGGUGUUCGGUGCCGAGGCCUUGCAGCCUUUCCGGCACGACCACAAGGGGGGCAUGGGAGGGGCGCCCACGAGUGUGCGAGCGUCGCUUUGGCAGAUGCCAUAUCAACUGACAGCCAUGCGGCAGGCCCGGGUCUCCCGGGUGCGAGGCUAUUGGUUGGACCCUCUGAUAUACGCUAUCACGUAUGCUUGCAGCGCCAGGCGGGGCGCAGUCGUCGCCACGAAUCUUGCUGUUGGUUUCUGGCCGUCCGACUCGCUGGAGCUUUGCUCGACGGCGCUGACCUUUGUCGGCAUGCUCCUGUAUUUCGACUUCAUGUCGUUCCUGCUGCACUGGGCGAUGCACACCAGAGUGUUGUACAGGAGGUACCACAAGGAGCACCAUGAUGUCCGUCAUCUGUCUCCCUGGGCCAACGACAUCGAGUCUGACGCGGAAGGGCUGCUGAACGUGUUCAUGUGCAAGGCGACCACGGUGAUUCUCGCUGCCUGGCUAGGCCUCUUGCAGGAGCGACCUUGGUUGAUCGUGGCGUUCUAUGCGUUCACGAAAUGGUACGGGGUCAUGGAGCAUCUCAACAUGACUCUGCCUCCCUUGCAUAUUCUCCUACGUUGGAAGCAGGAUGGGCCGGCCUGGAGACCAGGCAAGGAGGCAGACAGACUGGACCCGACGCACGAGUGCCAGCCCGUGAAGGCCGGCGGCCCCGAAGCCACGCGCCGCGCCAGCGCGGCGUCUGGCGGCGCCGCCGCGGCCCCCCGCAGCAGGUGCAUCCUGGACGCGAAGCGGGCCCAGAACUUCGCCAUCGUCCUGCGGCAGGUCACCAUGCCCACUGACCAGCUGGCCGACGUGUUGAAGUGGAUGCGGCUCAGCCACCCCGUGAGCCCGGAGAUGCUUGAGCACAUCCUUGACAACCUGGCGACGCCCCUCGCCGAGUGCGCCGAGCUCGCGGCCUACGACGGCCCGCCCGAGCCCCUGCGGGACGUGGAGCGGCAGCUGCUGCCGCUGGCGCGGCUGCCUCGGCUGAAGGCGCGGCUCCAGAGCAUCAUCUUCGGCAAGCGCGUGCCCGAGCUCCACGGCCGGCUGCUCGAGCGGGUGCGGGCGCUGCUGGCGGCCUGCUCGCAGGUCCGAAGCAGCGCAGCGCUGCGUCGCGUCUUCAUGACGGUCCUCCGGGUGGGCAACUACCUCAACCACGGGGUGGACGCGCCGGACGCCGGCGGCGGCGUGGAGGUGCGCGGCUUCACGGUGGAGAGCCUGCUCAAGCUGCGCGACUUCCGCUCCACGGCCCAGGGCACCACCGCCCUGCACUGCGUGGCGCUUCACCUGCUUCCCGCGGACCCCCGCCUGCCGGACCAGCUCCGCGAGGUGCUCGACCCGGUCACCGGCGGCGCGAGCGUCGGCGGUGGCGUGGCGGACCUCAGCGAGGAGGUGCUGCGGUUCAAGUGCGAGAUCGAGCAGGUGCAGAGUGAGAUCGAGCGCUUCGGUGACUGCUACAGGCAGGCCGGCACGCCGCCCGAGGGCCCGGGCCCCCUGGAGUCGCUGCAGCGCCUCGUGGACGACGCGGGCGAGCUCUCGCGGGGCCUCGAGGGCGAGAUUGGCGACGCGCUCAACGAAGCGUGGGGCCUGCUGCAGUACUUCGGCGAGCGGCGCGGGGGGCCUCCAGGCGGCUGGAACGAAGAGUCCUACGGCGCGGUGGAGAAGUUCUUCUCCACCAUCCGGGAAUUCGCCGUUUCCUUCGCGGAGUGCUGGCGAGAGGUGCGGGACCAGCAGCGGAAGAUGAAGCCCGAGGCUGCCGCAGCGGCCCCGGCCGCAGUCGGCAGCAGCCCGCGGGCGGCCGACCUGACCAGCCGCCCCGUGCGCGCGACCCGGGCCGCCGCCGCCGUCACUCUCGGGAACCAGGCGGCCUUGUUGACCGCGCCCGGAGGCGAGCCGCAGAAGCCGCGUAGGCCGUUUCCAGCGGCCAUCGGCGCCUACGGCGUCGCGCCCGCCGCGCUGCUCGCGGCGGAAGCGGCCGCCAUCCGCCGGCGCAAGGUCGGCCAGGCGCCCUCCGACGCUGGAGCUCUGAUGGCCGCGGAGAAAGGA
This is a messenger RNA of Prorocentrum cordatum, 5025 nucleotides long. NCBI's taxonomy places the organism in Eukaryota, Dinophyceae, Prorocentrales, Prorocentraceae. The record is from the annotation of a GenBank genome assembly.